Messenger RNA from Misgurnus anguillicaudatus (oriental weatherfish), 1782 nucleotides. It is a transcript of the gene parapinopsina, whose product is annotated as parapinopsin a. Gene Ontology annotation, biological process: G protein-coupled receptor signaling pathway; visual perception. Lineage: Eukaryota; Metazoa; Chordata; Actinopteri; Cypriniformes; Cobitidae. Gene Ontology annotation, cellular component: membrane. Gene Ontology annotation, molecular function: G protein-coupled receptor activity. The record is from RefSeq and is a predicted model, not a curated record.
CAGGCUGUAUGUUUCUUAGUUUGGCUUGUAUGAGGCUCAGAUUCAGGAUAUGGAGAUGACCGUCGGAUCCCAAAGUACUUUGCCUAAUGGUUCGGUGAACAAUGAAAUCAUGCCGAGGUUGGGCUACAGCAUUCUGGCAGUAAUCAUUGGUUUCUUCUCCAUCUGUGGUGUCAUACUGAACGUGACCGUGAUCGCAGUGACUAUUAAACACAGACAGUUGCGUCAGCCGCUCAACUUUGCUCUGGUCAAUCUAGCAGUGGCAGAUCUCGGCUGCGCAAUGUUUGGGGGGCUGCCAACCACAGUGACCAACGCCAUGGGCUACUUCAGUCUGGGCAGGGUGGGAUGUGUGCUGGAAGGUUUUGCAGUGGCCUUUUUUGGUAUUGCUGGUUUGUGCUCAGUCGCGAUCAUAGCGGUUGAACGUUGUAUAGUGGUUUGCAGACCUGUAGGCUCAGUUACGUUUCAGACGAAGCAUGCGGUGAUGGGAGUGAUGGUCUCCUGGCUUUGGUCUUUUCUAUGGAACACUCCACCCCUCUUUGGAUGGGGUCGAUAUGAGCUGGAGGGUGUCAAGACAUCUUGUGCUCCAGAUUGGUACAGCAGAAACCCAGGAAACGUCUCUUACAUUGUGUGCUACUUUCUGCUCUGCUUCGCGCUGCCUUUCUCCAUCAUUGUCGUCUCUUACAUGCGUCUCUUAUGGACUCUACGACAGGUGAGCAAACUGAAAAUGUCUGAGGUUGGAAAUACAGCACGAGCAGAGACACAGGUGGCCUGUAUGGUGCUCAUCAUGGUAAUGGCCUUUCUACUGACAUGGCUGCCUUAUGCUGCUUUUGCCAUUUCUGUCAUCUUAAAUCCGAAGCUUUACAUUGACCCGAUCAUCGCCACAGUUCCCAUGUAUCUGACCAAGAGCAGUACAGUUUUUAAUCCAAUCAUCUAUAUAUUCAUGAACAGACAGUUUAGGGAGCAUGCUGUGUCGUUUCUGUUGUGUGGAAGAAGAGUUCGGUCUGCUGAAAGUAUGCUCUCAGAGGAGGAGACCACUGUGACCACCAUCAGCAAGAGUAACAGCAGGGUUUCACCUUCAUAAUUCACAACAAGUGUCACAGUCUCUUCACAGCAUCUAAACUUUCACAAACUUUACUGUUUAUUAUGUUUCAGACUUUACUGUUCCUCUUGGGGGUGAUUUCCUGGACAGAGUUUAUUUAAGUUAAUUCAGGACUAGACCUUAGUUAUAUUAGGACAUUUAGGUAGUUUUUACAAAUAAACAAUACUGGUGUGCAUCUUGAGACAAAACAAUGACACUGAUAUAUGUUAAAAUAUAUCAAUGCAGGGUGUUUUUAAAUUAAGACAUGCAUUUUAGUCUGGGGCUAGGAUAAGACCUGUCCAGGAAACUGCUCUUUGAUGUCUAAUCACUAAUGCUGUUUGCUGUCUGUUUGAUUUCAUGGAUUUAAUCUGAAGCAUUUUAAAAUGAUUUGGAGUGGCUGAAAGAUUGUGCCAAUUAAAUCUCUGUAAUCAUAUUAUAGUUCAUUUCUUAAGCUUUUACCAUAUGUGAGGCUUGUGAGAGUGUAUGUACAUUAAGCUGAUUAAAGAAAGACUUGACUUAUCUUAAGCCCGGUACACACCACAAGAUAAUCGAGACAAUCCUAGGUAAAGUCCCGCUCGUCUAUGUGGUUGAACCGAUUAUCUUAUCAGGUUUUCCUGUGGUGCACGGUGUGUUAAAGGACAAGUUGGGUAUUUUACACUUAAAGCCCUGUUUUCAGAUUGUUUAUGAUGACAUAGAACGGUUUUGAC